Messenger RNA from Dimorphilus gyrociliatus, 3427 nucleotides. The record is from the annotation of a GenBank genome assembly. NCBI's taxonomy places the organism in Eukaryota, Metazoa, Annelida, Polychaeta, Dinophilidae.
GGUAACAAUCCGGGUACCUAGCAGGCAGACAAUAACCAAAAUGGCUAUCAAGACAAAAUGAAACAAUCUACAGUAGUCGAUUUUGCUAAGAAUCGGCACCAUUGAGUAUUGUAAGUGCCUGACUUUUAAUGGUUUUACUCGAACUUCAUCUAUGAAGAGUUUUAAGCAUGUCGCAAACGGGCAUAUCGUUGAGCGACUCGAAUUAUACUAAUUCUGUUGCGAAUAAAGGCGCAUCGGAAUCGGCGACUUUUCACUGUGAUAAUAGUUCGUCGCUAGAAAAGAAAAACGCGAUUAUAGUCGAUCGAAAAGACGAAAAUGCGUGGCCUGCUGUGAACAGUAGACGAUUCAAUUCCGAAGAAUCAAUGUCUAACGCGCAUCAAAUGCAUACUGAGCGUGAAAACGCAUGGAGUAAUCCGUCCUCAUCUGUUGUCCAAUCGCCCUCCAAGUCUUCUUGGCCUUGCACGAGUUCUACAUGGGCACAACCGUCCAGCAGCCAGUGGGACAAACCUGCAGAUUCCGUUUCCAAGGCUGAAUCAGGCUCAUGGGGAUCUCCUGGUCCCAGUCCGAGACCGGAUAAAGCUGAUUGGGGUGGGGAAAAAGCUUGGGGUCAGCCGUCCGGCGAAAGAAGUUCGUGGGGAUCUCAUGGUAAUGGCCACUCAAACAGCGGAAGACAAUCUACUUGGAAUCAAGGUAACGGCGGUAACACAAACUCCAAUUGGGGUGACAAAGGAACUGGCAGUUGGGGAAGUAACAGCGGCGUCGAAUCGCACUGGGACGACAAGGGCGUUCCAAGCUCCUCGUGGCCUGCUUCAAAUGGCAAUAGUUGCAGUAGUUCUAACAGUAGCCAGUCGUCUUGGACGGGAGGCGACAGCAGUUGGCCAAAGCCAAAACCGGCUUCGCCAUCUUGUGAGAAGCCGUCAGAAGAUAUCGUCAGUAACCCCGACGGUUGGGGUAAAUUGCCCGUGCGACAAGAUGUCAAGUGGGAGGUUGAUGUUAAAGCUCGUGCAGACAGCGCUCUUCCACCUGAAUCCUCAAAUCAGUGGCAAAAUAAUAACGGUACUGCUAUUUGGGAGACUUGCAAAGCUGAAACCGUCGGUGCAUCUAGUACCGAAAGUGAUAGUGCUCAAACUUGGAAUGGUGCUUCUUCUCAUCCUCCUCACCCAGCGCAAAGAUCGAAUAGUUGGGGACCGCAACAGCAUACUCAGCAAUCCCAACACCAGUGGAAUUCUGGUCGGUCAGACAGCGACUUAAGUAUGUGGGGAGGCAGGGGAGGUGGACAUGAAGGGGAAAACAGGGGAGGAAAUAAUAGAGAUCCUCCAAGUGGAAGUGCUAAUAAUAGCAGUAGUGGUGGUAAUACUGGCAAUGACGAUAAUAAUCAAUGGUCCCGGAGACCUCAAUGGAAAAGUGCACCAAAUUCGUCUUGGGGUGGAAAUGCACCAGCGCAAUCAAAUCCUUCAUCAACGCCAAAUAGGGGUAAUGGAACGGGCAGCGGAUGGGGAUCACCAAACGUACAGCGUAAUGUUUCUAAGCCACCGAGCGUUUGGGAAAGUAGUGGAUCCAAAGUUGAAACAGGUAACUGGGAUGAGAAUCAAUGGGGUGAAGACUGGCAAGGCCCAGACUCAAGUAGGCGCUCUGAAAUCGACAAUGGGACGGCUUUAUGGCAUCAGCAAUCGACGAAUUCGAAGCCUACAGGAGGAAACACUGGAGGUGGAAGUGGAGGAGGCAAUAGUGGAGGUGGAAGUGGAGGUGGAGGUGGUUGGGGUGAAAAGGAUUGGACAACUCCAGCGCAGCAGACCAAUGAAGAAAAAAUGGGAAUGCCAAGUCGAGGAGGUACAAUUCAAAAGUUGGUUGAACAGGGAUAUUCAAAGGAAGCAGCUCAAAAUGCUCUUAUAUCGAAUAAUUUGGAAAUGAGUGCCGCCUUAAGUGAUUUAGCAAAUAAACCUAAGGCGUCAUCGAUCGGUAUGCCGCAAAAUAUGCUGCAGACAGACUUGCAGCGACUAGUCAACAAUCGAAUCUUACCGAAUAGUGUACUGCAGUUUCCUACCGAUGAAACUAUGCUCAAACAGAUCCAGACUCUACUUCAACUGCACCAAAUACUGCAAAAAUUGCAAAGUCAAAAGAAAGCGUAUCAAUCAACCAACGCCAUCUCGCCUCAGGCGCAAAUUAAUAUCCACCAUAUAGAACAAAAUAUACAGGACCUCAACAAGAAAAUUUCCGAAGUUACAAGAUCCAUAAACAGUAUCAUUAAUACCAAGACUAUCCAGUCGUCAGCUUCCGCUCCAAAAGUAGGCUUACUCUUAUCGAACACCGACAAUAACCCGUCGUCGUCUGAUCUCUCCAACGAUUUUUCUCAAAUAAAGAUUUCUCAAGCACAGCCGUAUACUGCCCAGCCACCAUUCCCCACUAGCCAAUCGAAGCUGUCCAUGUGGAAAGAUUCAAAAGCCUCUAGUCAAUCGGUAAUGGCUCCGCCUGGCGGCAUAUCCAUAACCGAAAGUACUUGGUCGACAUGUUUGCCGAACACAAUGACGCCCUCGUGGCCGAAUUCCGAGCAGGGCGAUAAGGACGAUAAAGGAUCAGCUUCUGGUAGCUCUGGAAAUACAGUCAUUCAUGAAUUUGUACCAGGUAAGCCAUGGACAGGCUUUCGAAACCCUGAGGAGGACGACUAUGCAACACCCGCCUCUAUGUUACAUCCGCUCUCUGUUAGCCAUGUAAAGAAUGAAUACAUCGAAUCGACGCUUCAAUCAGGUGCCGGAUCUCACCGAAAUACAGGUAUGCGUUUCCCUCAACCUGGUGGUGGUGGAAUCAUUUCUCGAGGAUCAGCUGCUUCGGCAACAUUCAACAGAUCACAAUCGUGGGCAGGGACGGGAGCAGAUCGGUCUUCAUGGGAAGCACACAAUCGCACCAACGUAGCAAUCAAGAAUUUACCGCCAGGUUUACAGGAACCUGCCAGCUUGAAAUCUUUUGCCGCGCAUUACAAUAUAGCUGCACCCAUGCGUGUUUCGUUGGAGUCAAACGGCAGCUAUGUUGCUACUUUCCCGUCAAUGGAUGAUGCUGAAAGAUUUAUUUAUCAAAUAAACGGGAUGUUUGGACAUGUCGCUCAGCUCCUAAAUGAAGACGCGAGGCACUAUGCUCAAGACGGAUGGUCAACAGGAGGUGGGGGACGGCCUUGGAAUAAUGGAACUCCGUGGGGCCCGUGAAGAAAUCGUUUUAAAAACUUUACAAAGGAACGUUUGUUUGGUAUAAGUUAAAAAUUUCAAAAAUAUCAACGUAUAUUUAUAGUACGGAAGUCUGUUUUAUUGUUUAAUUUUAUCGCGAGCUAGGCCGUAGGAAGAUAGUCUAGAGACGACCUUACUUUUUAACCCCUUGCACUUGAGAAAUGGCAGGCAAUAACUGAUUUUAAGUAUAUUUGAUGUACAUAUAUACAUGA